Messenger RNA from Homarus americanus (American lobster), 4068 nucleotides. Its product is annotated as ras-related protein Rap-1b-like. Gene Ontology annotation, molecular function: GTPase activity; GTP binding. The record is from RefSeq and is a predicted model, not a curated record. Lineage: Eukaryota; Metazoa; Arthropoda; Malacostraca; Decapoda; Nephropidae.
ACGGUUUGUUCCACGCGUUGGAGAUCUUGGACACCGCGGGGUCUCACCACUUCCCAGCCAUGAGGGAGUUAUCCAUCAGGUCUGGCCGAGCCUUCGUCAUCGUGUUCGCCGUCAACAACGAACAGAGUUUCUACGAGGCCCAGUCCCUGUGGAGCCUUAUCACCAAGAUCAAAGGUUUCGACGGGGCGCCUGUGGUGGUGGUGGGGAACAAGGUGGACUUAGACAGAGAGAGAGUGGUGAGCUUCCAGCGGGCACAGAACUGGGUGGACACGGAUAUGACCAACGCCUCAUACCUCGAGACAUCUGCCAAGUACAACAUCAAUGUGGGCGAACUCUUCAAACAACUCCUGAUACGAACUUACGGCUUGGCUAAUAAUGAGAUGGCGCCGACGGCGGGCCGGGGUCGACUCAAGUCCUUGGGUAACAUCAUGGAGGUGGUGAGGCGGAGGUCCUUCAGCUUGGCUCAGGCGGCCUCCUGUAGUGCCAUCCCUGACCAUCCUGACAUUCGUGACAGCAAGUGUGUCAUACUCUAACCUGUAACCGACUCUGACCUGUAACCUACACUGACCUGCGAAAACCUUACCUUCUGCUGGCCGUCAUGUAAGGGGCUCACCAAUGACCCUGAGUGACCCAGGAUGCUGCCCCACAGUGACCUCCAAUGACCUUACUGUUACAGAAGGUCAACAAGAGUUUUUACCUGACCUGACUUCACCCAGACUGACGUGGAGGUAUUCAGAGAUGAAACUGUUGGUGUAGUUAAGACACCAACGACACAAACUGUCAUCAUAACAGAGUAGAUCUUGUGUUAUACAGGUAACAGUAGAAACACCUGACACUAAAUAAACAAAGGUGUGUCCAGGGACUAAUGAUCAGCUGUUUAUGUCUGUACUGUUUGUGAGGCAACAGUCGCCAGUGGACAAAACAUCUGCUUCCACCAUAAAUAAAAUCACAGCUAACGAACGAUCGUUUGACGUAGAUAUCACAAAUGUGUCAUUAUGGAAUAAAAUGGAACGCCAGACGAUGCUGUUCGCCCGUACUUGCACAGUUCUCAUUUCCCCUUGUCUCUCUCCUUCCCUGUACAGUACAUUGAUUAUUAUUGUUAUCUAUAGCUAAUGUUACUUAUAUCUCCUGCCAUUAUUUUUAGUAGAAGUAGUAGUAGUAGUUUUAGUAGUAGAAGUAGUAUAUUUAUAGUAUUAGUAUUAGUGGUAAAAAUAUAUUUAUUGUACUUCUUCCUAUUAUUAUCAUUACUAUUACUAUUACCUUAUAUACUCUUUUAAUAAUGUACGGUCAGCCAAAGAUGCACUGACCCCACCCUGGGUCUCGUGCUGGCAAUACUUGGUAAAGGAAGGCUGAUUGUUUUGGUCUAUAUCACUGUCAGGAUAUAUAUUAAACAAACCAUAGGUAACAUUUUUACAAUAAUAAACUAUUCAUUGUUAUUUAAGGCCAUGACAAGUUUCCAAAUGUUCCUAUGUUUGCUUAGAUGAUGAAUAAAAUUUGAUGUGAGAAUCUUGUAGCAGCUGUGGUUGUAGUUGAGUUGCCAAUUUAUUAAUAUAAUUUCUUAAUUAUUAAAACAAAUAUACGAAAAUUUGGAAACGUCUAAUGACCUUAAAUAAUACAGCCUUCCUUUACCAAGUAUUGCCAGGUACAAUGGCGAGCACGAGACCCAGGGUGGGGUCGGUGAAUCCUUGGCUGACUGUACAACUAUAUCAUACAGUAUUUUCAUGGUGUACAGUACUGGGUAAGCUUUAAGUACAAGUUACUGUUCCUUGUACAUCACCACACUCGGGGGACGGGGGGUGUUCCCCCCUGUGUGACUGUCAGUCUCUCUCUCUCUCUCUCUUUCCACACACGAACCUGUAACAGAGUGGUACCAGAGGGUCUGGCUGAACCCACAAGAAGAUCAUGCUCUACAAAGCUUCAGAAACAUUUUAACCCAACCUAAGUCACACACAAUAGUUAAUCGGAUCGUGGUUGUGGACGGACAGACGAAAGCGACAAAGAAACUGGAUUGAAACUUCACAUUUUGUGAAGCAAGAAAAUGAUAAUAAAAGUAAAGGUUCGAAGAAUUGAAACUUAAAAAUAAUGUGGAAUUGAAAGUUAAGUCAUUGGUUAGUCCUGAAAUUUGUUUUAAGAAUCUGUCUAAUAAUUUAAUUCGUUCUGAAGACUUGUUAUAAUGGCCUCAGUCUCAUAGAUUCUUAUGUUAAUUUUAAUCCCUGUUAGUACAGAUGUGAGAACGAAUUAUGUUAGAAACUUAAAGUAAGUUCGACUCUCUCUUGUCUGUUGUAUAACUGAAAAUUAUCCAAUAGUCACGUUUUUACAUUUCUAUAUAAGGGAAUUAUUCACAGUCAGAAUAAUCGUGAAUCUGGAAUAUUGAUCCUUCAGGGUAAUAGUUCAGUGUUAUAUAGAUGAGACAGUUACGAGAUCUUGACUACAGGAUGGCAAGGAUAGUGCGUCUCAUAUUACAGUAGUAACUGACGUAUACAGACACACUCGAUCAUCAGCCCCUCAUACACACCGAGAUAUACUAAGGUAUGUCAUUAUUGGCCCCCAAAAAACUGUUAUUCAGAAGUAAGACUCUGAUGCAGGUGGCGCCACGACAGAUGUGAAGGGGUUAUGCAGACUAUACGACUCGCCACCUACACCACCACCCGGGUCCUCCUGCACCUACAGUCAAGGAACGUCUCUCAUACACCUACUGAUGGGGACAUAAAUAAUGACGCAUAGAUGGAAAAACAAUUUUCUUUAUGAGUUCUGAUUCUCAAAUAUUCGUAGAAUUAACUACUCUCUUAAUGGGACAUGAUAACACAACUGCUUUUCAUAAUCUGUAACUUUGAUCAUAUUUUGACCCCCUACUGUGUGUACCAUUCAAGACAACCAACUACAAGCGUUUUUGUUUUGUUUUUUAAUCUUUCGACAACAAAAUACUGUAACACUCGCUACCAAAAGUCUUGUCGCCUCAGCUGCCGCUUCAAGACCCCAGAGAUCCAGAGACCUGUGAGAUCUCUGAAGUGAGGGGCGUCAGGAGUUUUGUUGACGAGUGAACUGUACAUUAACUUAUGACUCCUUGAGAAUAUAAACCUGGGUCGUCUGUCCUCACAUGUGACAAAUAUCAUCUUGAAUUAUGUGAGACUAAUAUAUAUACAACAAGUCGAGCAGUGUGGCAUACUAUUUAGGAAUAAUAAUAAAAAUAAUAAUAAUAAUAACUGUUUAGAUAGUAGAGUGCCCCCACGUAUAGGGAUAUAUCAUAGAAAACGGAUUUUAUUAUAUGCUAGAUUACACAACAAACUGACUCGGUGUUCUGACAGGUGACGGGGACUUCCUUAUCCAAAUCCUCAUUGGUUCCUACGUUUAUUUUUGUUGUUGUUUCCUCCAUCAAGUAUAGGAACGAGAGAAAAUAUGUUUGUGUCUGGAUGGCAUUUCGUAACCAUAGUAAUGUAGUUUGAGGUGAAGCAGUCUGUUAUACAUUACCUGUUCUAAGGCUGGUGUAUGUGAGAGUGUAGUCUCCGCUUCUUAACAAAUGUGUAUAUGUGUAGAUUAGUUAUCGAGAGUGUUAAUCUGGAGUAAAUGUUCUAUGUACAGUACAGUGCCUAACGUAACCUAACCUUCAUAAGCUAUCCUUUAUACCCUAACCUAACCCAUCUUUCUCAUUCCUUUCUUUCUCACCGCCAUCUUUCUCACUUCAAUCUCUCUCACCUCCUCCUUUCUUACUCCCAACUAUGUACCGUAGCUUGAACUAGCCUAUUAAUUUAGUUCUUAUAUCUAAAAAGCGAGAAGAAGAAAAAAAAACUCGGAAGAACCUUUGAGAGUUUGGGUCGAGGUUGAGACGAUUAAGUCACCACGACUCUUGAUACGAAUAAGUUGAUGACGUCACACAGUUCUCUAACUCAUCCAUGACGUCACACAGUUCUCUAACUCAUCCAUGACGUCACACAGUUCUCUAACUCAUCCAUGACGUCAUAAUGAAGAGGAGAUUAUAAACUCACUGGUCUCCUCCACUGCUCCUCUAUUAAUCUACUUCUCCGUGUAUACUUUUGUAAUAGGUAAUAAAAAUGUGUAAGAGUAUAUUAA